Molecule: messenger RNA, 1034 nt
Organism: Trichoderma citrinoviride
Lineage: Eukaryota; Fungi; Ascomycota; Sordariomycetes; Hypocreales; Hypocreaceae
Exons: 2
Coding region: 6-1016 (336 amino acids)
Source: RefSeq, a predicted model, not a curated record
CAGCCAUGGAAGCUUCAGUGCAGAAGCAAAUCGACCGCUUCUGCCGCCAAUAUCUCCAACUGGAGCAGACGCUGGACUAUCCGGAGCCUCAAAACAUCAGACGCUCCGAUGUCCAAGAUGUCAUUUACCAGAGGCUCUUUGCUGAAGAUGCUCUUCCCGGAGGCUCUCCUCCGCUGCGGUACCAAUUGAGAGUGCUCAAAGAGCUCAUCUCCCGCAUUGAGGCCAGCAUCGAAGACUGGGACGAGCAUGGAGUGUCCGACGACCUCAUGUCGUCCCUCUCUGUCUUAUUCUCCGCGCCAGCCCCCAACGAGGAUGAUGCCGUGCAGCAAAAGUACCCCGCUGUCUAUCAUCUCGCAUCACUGCCAGGUCACGAGGCUCACAUCAACCUGUUUGAGAAUCGCGCCCUCAUCGCUGCCGGCGGCACUACGGGGCUGAGGACCUGGGAGGCAGCACUGCACCUAGGACAGCUCCUCUGUCAUGACCCCAGCAUUAUCUCGGGCAAACGUGUCCUUGAGCUCGGCGCCGGGACCGGGUACCUUUCGAUCCUGUGCGUCAAGUACCUGGGGGCGACGCAUGUCAUAGCAUCGGAUGGGUCGGACGAUGUCAUCAAUAACCUGCCCGAAAACCUCUUCCUGAACCAACUCCAAGGCUCGAGUGCCAUACGUCUCAUGGAUCUCAAGUGGGGAUAUGCACUCGUAGGCACGGAAGAAGAGCGGUGGAACGGCGGCCGUCCGCUCGAUGUUGUGCUCGGGGCCGACAUCACAUACGACCCAAGCAUAAUCCCGGACCUUGUCAGCACACUCCUGGACCUCUUUGGCCUGUACCCUCAUGUUGAGGUCAUCAUUGCGGCGACGCAGCGGAAUCUGCAGACGUUCCAGGUGUUUUUGGAACGGUGUCAGGGAGAGGGAUUGAAAGUGGAAGAUGUCUCGUUUGAGAUACCGCCGCGCGAUCAACAGGAAGGGCCAUUCUACAACGACCAAGUAGCCAUUAGGAUCUGUAAGGUUUCCAAAUCAUGACAUACGAAUGUCAUCAAU